AUGGUUUACUACUUUUUGUCAAAGACUAAAUCACUGCUGUUGAGCAAUAAGAAAAGCAGUUCGCCAUUUUCUGCCGAUGAGGAAGAUGUCGAACCUCAACAAACCAUUGAGCAUACAAUAUUUAUGGGUAAAGAUAAAUUUGAAAACGACCACUUGUUAAAACAUUCUCAUCCACAGAAUAUUUGGUUCCACGUUGACAAUUUGUCCUCUGCUCAUGUAUAUCUUCAGCUCACUUCUGAGGAACUAUGCUCCAAUACUCCAAACUCGUACCCUUCAAACCUUUCAUCAUUCCCCAGUUUUCAUAUUAAUGAAACACUACUCAACCAGUUGGCACAACUUACAAAGUCCAAUAGUAUAAAGGGAAACAAAAUUAAUAAUGUAACUAUUAUUUAUACACCAGUGGAGAAUUUGCACCAUGAUGGAACCAUGGACGUUGGCACAGUAUCGUAUAAAAAUCCCAAAUUAGUGCGACGUGUUCAUGUUCCAAAAAAGGAGAAUGCCAUUCUAAAUGCAUUGAAAAAGACUCAACAGGAAGUAUCUAUGGAUGUGUUUAUAGCCGAUCAAGAAAGUAUUAAAAAGCAAGUAAAAAACAUGGAGAAAAGUGGGAUGCUGAAACAGUUGGAUAAAUGGGCAAUGCAAGAACAAGAGCAAAGAUUAGAAGAAGAAGAAGAAGCAAAAGGGAGGAAGAAAAAAGGUGGAAGGAAAUUGAAAGGUGAUCCAUAUGCAGAUUUGUUUACUGAGGAAAACGUAGCAAGUUCUCGUGGCUUUGACGAGGAUGACUUUUGGUAG
Lodderomyces elongisporus is the source of this 789-nucleotide messenger RNA. RefSeq lists its product as uncharacterized. The transcript has a single exon. Bases 1 to 789 code for a protein of 262 amino acids. Lineage: Eukaryota; Fungi; Ascomycota; Pichiomycetes; Serinales; Debaryomycetaceae. The record is from RefSeq and is a predicted model, not a curated record.